Penicillium subrubescens is the source of this 2466-nucleotide messenger RNA. RefSeq names its product involucrin repeat protein. The record is from RefSeq and is a predicted model, not a curated record. Lineage: Eukaryota; Fungi; Ascomycota; Eurotiomycetes; Eurotiales; Aspergillaceae. The transcript is spliced from 3 exons. Bases 1 to 2466 code for a protein of 821 amino acids.
AUGAAUAUCAGCCUUCGAUCCAGUCAGUCCUCCUACGGAGACCCUCGCUAUCUAUCUACCGCUACCGUCUCCGAUUUCCACGGCCCGCCGGCCAAGUCUUUGGUCGAUGGCUACCGCGAUGCCCUCCACCCCGAGGAGGACCGGCCGCGGUACAAUCCGCUUAACCCCAGUCACCCGCGGAGCUCGGCUCUGCUGAAUCCUAGGGAUCCAGUCAUGAUGUACCUUUUGACCGAGACCGCGAUCGGCGAUAGCACCAACUACGAGGUUCUCUCCUUUGAUGAGGUCGAACAACUGAAGAAAGAACGUUCCCUCCUUUCAACUCGCAUCCAGAGUACUAGGCGCAAACUCGCCAUGGAGACCAAGAUUCGCGAUGCAGCUCAGUCCCUCGGCCGACUCUACAGCCCCCCAAGUCCCCGGAGCAGCGGCGAGUACGGCGCCAACGGUACCGACAAGUCGCAUCGACGUAGCCGCAGUAUAUUCGGACGGAGUGGCGCUGCGGAAGCUUUAGAUAAGAGUGAUUCGGAACUGGCAAUGAGCCAGAGGAGAUGCGAGGAGUUGGCGCAAGAGCUGUGGAAGCUGGAACACAAGUCCAACCAGAUCUCCCAGCGCUUGCUCGAACAUACCGCGGGUGUCUUGCAGAUGACCCACAAGGGUUUGAAGAAGACUCCGAAGAACGUGGACGGUGCCGAUGGUCUUGACGACGGGUACGACUUUGACGACCGCAGCCUGUACCGUACGACAGAGCAUCUGGACAAUUACGGGGUAAAAGGGAGGAUUGAUGUUGCCCCUGUGGGUGCAGCAGUGAAUCCCGAAUCCCAAAAGAGGUUGGAGGAACUCAGCGAGCGCCUCUGCAAUAUGAUGGCUCAGGCAAAUCCGGACGAAUUCGUCGAACCACCACCUCACCCGGGUGGACCUUCAUCCACGAUCGAAGCGCACAUCGCAUACCUCGAGCAUGGCCUGCAUUCUCUUCACUCGUUUGGCUCUGCUAGAGGUCUCUCGGUCGAAGCAGGUGCUGCGGCGCCCGAGGCGGAAGGCGCAUGGAAGAUGCAGCUCACGGAUAUCAAUAACCGGGUUCAAAGCAUUGUUGACCGGUUCGGAUUGACCCGAUCACCAACUCUGCCCCCGCCUCCUGCUGCAUCAGAUGGUGAAGGCCUGCAGGAACAGCUGUCAUAUCUCCAAACCGGCGUGGAUGGCCUCGCCAGCCGAGUGGAUGGAUUGCUGGAGCAGAAGAGUAUCCUCACCACGCAAAUCCAGCAGCAGCGUGAGCUCAACAGCAAGUCGGAUGCGGAACGAGAUGCCCACAUUGCCGACUUGACCGAACAACUCGCCCAGGUGCGUCGGGACUACGAGGCCUCCGAGCGUGAGAGCCAGGCCCAUCAAGCUGAGCUGGAGACGGUCAUGCAGCAGCUGGAGGUUCUGCGUCAUGACGGCUCUCCCAAGGACGAGGUCAAGGCUUCCCUGGUACACGCUGAGGGCGAGAUCGCGCGCCUGCAAAGCGUGAUCGACUCGUUACACACCGAGGCCGAUCUGCGUGCUGAAGAGGUCAGAGAGGCACACGACCGCACGGAAGAAAUUAGAGAAGCCAACGAGCGUGCUGGGCAAGAAGUCGCCCAGCUCGAGGCUGAAAUUCAACAGAUUCGCAGCGAAGCUGAUUCACGCUUGAAGGAGGUGCUCGAUGAGCGCCACAAACUUGACGCUCAACUGGCCGAAGCUGAUGCCAUGGUGAAGCAAGCAGUCAACCAACGGGACCAGGCUGACGCUCACUUGAAGGAGGCGCUCGGUCAGCGUGAUCAGGCUGAAGAGAACGCUGCUCGCCUGCAGAAGGAGAUGACCGAGCUAGAAGGCGAGGUCGUGCGUAUCACCACUGAACUCACCAUGGUCAAGGCCGAGCUCGACGGUGCCUACGGUACCCGUGCCCAGCGUGCCGCCGAGGUGGCUGCCAACCCUGAGAUCCAGAAGGAGAUUGACAGCCUGCACACGCGCAACAUUGAGUUGACCGAGGAGCUUGCCAUGCUCAAGGGCCAGCAAGGCGGUGGUGGCGACCUCCAGCAACGGGCGGAUACUCUUGAGAAGGAGCUCCGGGAGACUCUCGAUGACUACGAAGCCAUGACUAAGGCCAGCAUCGAGUUUGAGAAGGAGCGCGAGCAAUUCGAGAGUCUUAUUGAUUCGAUGCGCGAUCGCUGCGAGCAGCUGGAGCAGCAGCUCAGCGAGGAGCGUAUUAACUGGAUGAACUUGAACAGUCCCGGUUCUGUGGGCCGUGAUGGAACAUCCGAGACUACGUCGACCAUGGUGCUGAAGAACGAGUUUAAGAAGAUGAUGCGUGACACGCGUAAUGAAAACAUGAAGAUCCUGAAGAGGGAACAAGAAGAGCGGCGUCGAAUCGAAGGGUUACUCCGAGCCCUCAGGAAAGAGCACGCUCAAGUGACUGGCAAACCCAUACCCAGCCCCGUUGGCACCCCAUUAUGA